Messenger RNA from Rotaria sordida, 264 nucleotides. NCBI's taxonomy places the organism in Eukaryota, Metazoa, Rotifera, Eurotatoria, Philodinida, Philodinidae. The record is from the annotation of a GenBank genome assembly.
AUGUUCGAAUAUUGUUCUAUCAUCAACACUCUUCAAAAACAUUCUGUACAACCAUCACGUUCAUUAUCAGCAAAAGCAAAUUCAAAUAAGAAACGAAAACAGCCUGUUUCUCAACCAUCGUCUAAAUUAAAAACAAAAUAUCGUGCUGGAGUAUUCGAUGAGUAUAUAUAUAAAGAAAGAGUAUCAAAAUAUUCUCGUUUAAAUCGUUUUUCUACUUUUUCAUUUCAUUGUCGAAAUAUUCCAUCUUUUCAGAAGUAUAUCUAA